Amoebophrya sp. A120 is the source of this 2210-nucleotide messenger RNA. Lineage: Eukaryota; Dinophyceae; Syndiniales; Amoebophryaceae. The record is from the annotation of a GenBank genome assembly.
AUGCUUUCCUGCACGUCACAAUCAAAAAAGGGAGAAGAGCACCGGAAAAGGGUUUUGUGGAUCCUGAAGAACAUGAUGUCCGGCGUGCUUGGCGACGAAGAACUUGGAUUUCCUCUUCGCGUUAGCUCGUAUUGAUUCUUCUUUUUUUUGUCAUGCAUUUGCAUAGUGCUCCACACGAUACGAAAAUUGAAAUGCAGAAUGUAUGAUUAUCAGCAUCACAUUUUUCUUCAGGUACCGCCGCAAGAUGCUGAUGGACGCCUUGAUGUCGAAGCCUGGCACUGAGGAGCAAAUGCGCGGGUCGCGAGUGCUGAACGGUUUUGCGCGGCAGCUGGUCAGUAGUCAAAAACGCCGGAAUGCUGGCUCGGCGUCGGAACCGAACCUGCUGAGUGCGGAGUUGACAUAAAGAAACACAAAUAACAAGCAGGAAUUUUACACAAUGAAACGCAAGACUGAAAAAAAACAGUAGUUUCUGUUUCGCUUUGUUUCGUCUUGUUUCUACCCGAGCAAGACUGACGACCAUCAUGCCAGGAGGAGGAUGAAGUAGCACAAGUUUUGGUUAAUAACUCAGAAUGUUCCUACUUUUGACAAUUGAACAAAUAAGCGCGGCUUCGUCGCGUAUUUGGUUGAUAUGUCCGAGAUUUUCACGGGCUUGUUGUUUAUCAUGAUCAUGUACAGCUCUGACGUCAUGAUGUUCAUGAAGCAAGUGGGGCUAGGCAGCUUCGGCAUGCGGCACUACGGAAGAUGUUUUCCAAGUCAACAUGGUCAUCGUCUGGUUUACCGAUACAACUCUCCAGUUGUGACCACGUAGUUUUCCAAUUGAUCUUCAUUUUUGCGCUAUGCAGCCUCACCUCGUGCGCCUGCGUUGCCUUGCCCUUGUUUUACGAUGUGGCGUCGCGUUUUCAGUCUUUACGGCACAUCUGUAGAGGCACACGCGGCCGCUCGGAAGCAAAGCAGCCCGCCGCGACGUUUUUACUCGCGCGCGCCAAAGGUUUCGGCGCAGGGGUGUUGCGCGUGCGCGUCUCAUAGGGUGGCCGGGAAUAAAAAAAAGCUUGCUGGCCACCGUGCGGAGCCACUGCACGAGCCGCGGCGCCACUUCGCGAAAACAUUAAAAGCGAACAAAAACAAAUGCUCCGCGCGCAGGUCGCGCAAACAAUUCUCAAAGCCAAGAAGUUGGGCCCUCCGUGUGGAGGGUUGAGUGAGAAUGUCGUGACUCCUUGGACAGGAAAUUUCGGCUUCUUCUUGCGUCGCUAGCGGCCCACAAAGAAACCGGCCCCUCCGCCCGGAGGGGGCGGUUUCUUUUGGACCCGGAAGUACCAAAAGCGCCGACUUUCGUUGUUUUCUGGGUAAAAGGUAGCGGUCCGGCUAUCAAACAAACCGCCCCCUCCGCGCGGAGGGGCCUGUUUCUUUCUGGGCCGCCAGCGGCGGAAGAAGAAACCGAAAAUCAGAAAUCGACCCCUCCGCGCGGAGGGGUCGAUUUCUUAUUUUCGGAACGGCGCGCGCAGCGCGCCGAAAAUUUUUUUUGUUGUUGCAUCCAGCACUGGCCUCGGAAACAAGUCGUGGGCCACGCCUCCGCGCGGAGGCGAGGAUUUCUUGUUUUCCCAGUGCGGAGCAAGAGCAACGACAACGGCGGGCCAUUCCUGAGGAGGUGGGCGCCGCGGUUGUCUGGUUCCUUCCUUAUGGGGCAUAGUGCGCGCGCACCGGCGCCGUGUGGUUGCGCUCCUUAAGGCGCAUGUAGCGUGGUGCGUGCGUUGGUGCGGGCCUUUUGUCCGAGGGUAGCGCCUGUCGUGCAGGCGCCGCUGCAUGGGAUUCCGCUCCUGAGCUCGGUGGCGACUCGCGAGGGACUAAGGGUAUGGGCAUGCAUGGGACACCGGCGCCACGACAAAGCCAGCCAACGGAUUGUGUCUUUGUUUGAGGCGCGCCACGUUUCGCCCUACCUUUUUUCGUUGUGUUGUUUCUGGAAAAUCAAAACUCAUGGUCAUGCGGCAACUUUUUGCGCCCGGCGGUGUAGGGAUCGACCUUCCUUGGAGUUAACUCUGCAGUAGUGGCGCCCGGCUUUCUUACAAGCUGCCGGACGCCUUGUGCGAUCGAUCGGCGACGCACGACUCUCCCCUGCCUUCGCCAAGGCAGCCGCAGUUUCUCUGGCGCCGGGCAAUCUGCUUAAAUUAUUGAAGUAUCUGCUUCUACUACCUGAUACACAGUAUUCAGUUGUG